Messenger RNA from Anarrhichthys ocellatus (wolf-eel), 4327 nucleotides. RefSeq names its product plakophilin 3a (gene pkp3a). Bases 670 to 3222 code for a protein of 850 amino acids. Gene Ontology annotation, biological process: cell-cell adhesion. Gene Ontology annotation, cellular component: plasma membrane; nucleus; cytoplasm. The transcript is spliced from 13 exons. Lineage: Eukaryota; Metazoa; Chordata; Actinopteri; Perciformes; Anarhichadidae. Gene Ontology annotation, molecular function: protein binding. The record is from RefSeq and is a predicted model, not a curated record.
UGAUGUUACAUUCAUGUAUUUAACUAUUUUUUUAAAUGUAACUUUACAUAAAAAAAUCUACUUAAUGUUCCAUAAAAGUUUAUUUUAACAAUGUUUACAUAACACCAUUGUUUUCAGGUCGUCUGUUAAAAUUAAAUAGGUAAUGCAAGGAGAAACAACUUAAUUAAUAUUAUUACUGAGUAAGAACAUUAUCAGGUAUUUUCCAAUUGAAUAAACCCUCACAAACAUUUUGAAGUCCAUUUUAAAGCCAUACUUUUUUAUAAUUUCUAAUUGAGCUAUCUUUGGCAGAUGCAAUCAUAAAUGCUAAGCUACAUUGUUUUUUGUUGUGUGUUUUUUUGUGGAGGACAGACAAUUGCUAUAUGGUUUUAUGAGAAGACUAAUUAUACAACUUAAAAAAAUAAAAAAACAGAGAGACUAAUUCCAGGAAGUUAUGCAACGCUUAGGGACUGCCGUAAAACCCCAAAGAAGAAGAAAAAGAGCACCUGCGAGUCAGGUAGGUGCUGUGGUCUGGGUCCACUGACUCUGAGGCUCCACCUCCUGCUGAUGUUCAGCUCUCUCUGAGCGCCUCUCUCGUGCGCCUUUCAGACACUUUCAGUCGCGCAAUCAACCUGCCCGCACCACGGUUUCUUUCCUGGCGCCCAACUUGCGUCGUCUUCUUAACUUUACACCAUGAGUGUUGUGACCUCAGAGAACGUGUUUUUGUCCGCUAUACAGCCGAACACCUCCGUCACCACGUAUGGACUCCCGUCCGAGAUCCAGCUCGGGAACGGGGGCACCAUGUCGGACGAGAUGACCAGAGCGCGGCGCGUGAACCAGCAGGUCCAGAUGAGAAUGGCGGAGAAGUCCACACUUCCGCGUCAGAAUGGAUUGGCCUCGCAAUACGCCACGUCAGAAUACGGCGGUUCUUCUUCAGCUGUGAAAUAUCAAACCUAUAACCCAAACUACAGCUCUAAAUCCUCCUACAUGUACUCGGGCUCCAGAACAAUGGGUCCACCCGUAUCCCAGAGGGCAGGCUUCAGCAGCCAGUCUACUGGUCCAAAUAUGGCCCAGUUGCACAGGAUCAGUGUCGGGGGUGGCAAUGUUGUUGGAAGUGUUGGUGGUGGUGGUGGGGGUGGUUUUUACCGAGAAGACAUACGCAUGGGCGGCUACAAAGGGGCCGCCAGGCAACAGAGCCGAAUGGACCCAGAGAUCCUCUCCAUGCACGCAGUGCGGCAGCAUACAGCGCAGGUGAAUCCCUGGAUGAUGGAUGCCAGCGAUGCCGACAGUAUGGUCUCCGACCGUGACGCCACUUUCAACCGCCAGUAUGCUCAGAGCGCAGUCAACGGCUACGCUACCCAGAUAAGGCAAGGAGGAAGCACCAUGAACUUCCCGCCACCCAUGCACCGAUCUCUUAGUGGCACUCUUUCCCGCGGCGGAGGGAUGACGGGCGACGGCGGGAUGACGGGAGGAGAGGUGGAGUUCAACCAGCAACAUUCCUUCAAAGGCCCAGCCCACCGCACUAUCAGCAGGAUUACAAACCGAAACCGUACAAGCAUGGGCUCCAUUUCUGGGCAGCAGAUUAUGCCAAGUGUGAGCACCUAUGGUGGAGGGGGGGACAGAAUGGACGGAGGAGGGUUCAUCUUGUCCUCUGGUUCCCAGGCGAAUCUAAUGCAGCAGCGUAAGGGCAACAUGUCCCGGGCCAUGUCACUCAGAAGCGUGAAGAGUGUGGGCAGGGGCUACGACAUCUACGAUGGGCAGAUGGAGAUGGGAAACAGCAUGGGCAACCUUAGCGGGAUCACCUCCUUGGACAUGCCCACCGCAGUGCAAAACCUGAGAGAGCCCGACAAUGAGCUGCAGGUCCUGGGUGCCGCCUACAUUCAACAUGAGUGUUACAAUGACAGCGAGGCCAAAGACGCGGUGCGUCACUUGAAGGGCAUCGGUGAGCUGGUGAAGCUGUUCAACAGCGACAACCAGGAAGUGCAGCGUUAUGCCACUGGUGCCACACGCAACCUCAUCUAUGAGAACAUGGACAACAAGGUGGCCCUGAUCGAGGAGGGCGGCAUCCCACAGCUGGUCGAGGCACUCAAAGAUUCUGAUGACGAGCUCCACAAAAACAUCACUGGUAUCCUGUGGAACCUUUCAUCCAAAGACAACCUGAAGGAGAAACUGGCCAGGGAGACACUUCAUGAGCUGACUGACAAGGUCCUCAUCCCUCUGACAGGCAGUGGAGAAUCUGAGAGCAUCCAGCAGUCUGCCUCUGAGGCAGACAUCUUCUACAACACCACAGGAUGCCUCAGGAAUAUGAGCUCUGUGAAUGAAAAGACCCGUCAGCAGAUGAGAGAAACACAUGGACUGGUGGACUCUUUGGUGACCUACACCAAGGCCUCCCUUGAUGACAGCAAGACAGAAGACAAGGGGCUGGAAAAUUCAGUGUGUGUCUUGAGGAACCUCUCCUACCAGCUUUACAGUGAGAUGCCUCCAUCUGCUAUGAUGCGCCUGGAAGGACCAACCAGAGGUCAGGACUCAGGGAAGGGCGAAGCCAUUGGUUGCUAUACGCCUCAGAGCCGGAAAGCCAAAAAUAGAAAGAACCAGGAUCUCUCCACUUUCACCGAGGUUGCUCGGGUGCCAAAGGGCGUGGAGUGGCUGUGGCACCCACAGAUAGUGGGGGUGUACAAACGUGUGCUGCAUGAUUGUGAGAUCAACUCCACCACCCGCGAGGCAGCUGCCGGAGCGCUGCAGAACAUCACAGCUGGAGACAAGAGGUGGGCUUCUGUGCUGAGCCAGGUGGCUCUGGAGCAGGAGCGCAUACUGCCAGUGCUGCUGGACCUCCUGCGUACCAGCAAUGAUCUGGAGCUGCGUUCUCUCACAGGCCUCCUCCGAAAUCUGUCCCGCCAUGCCAAGGAUAAGAAUGACAUGGCUACAAAGGUGGUGAACAACCUGGUGACCAAGCUGCCUGAUGAUGGACACCAGAAGACGCCCUCCUGCGAAGUGACGGUCAACAUCUGUGGUGUUCUCAAUAACUUGGUGACCAGCAGCUCUUUAGCUGCCAGAGACAUCACCUACUUUGAUGGCCUGAAAAAACUGAGCGGCAUCAAGAACUCACAUGACAACAGCUCUGGGAAGAUAAGAGCGGCCAAAGCGGCAGCCACCGUUCUCAGCAACAUGUUCCAGUACAAGAAACUGCACAGAGACUACAAAGAGAAAGGGUUUACAAGACCAGAUUUUACGGAUAUGACGAUGUAAAACAAAAAUGAACGCCAUACAAGUUCACUUCUGUAACAGUGAUCAGGCCUGCACUCUAGCCGCCUGUGGGGUAAAUAGACUUUUUAUAUUGUUCAAAGAUAGCGUAGAUUCAGUUCUUAUCUGCCAUACUUUAUGAUGACAACCUGGACACACAAGUAAUGGAGGAUCUACGUGAUGGAAAAGGACUUCUUGUGUAUUUUUAACACUCGACGGACAGUUCAAGAAAUGUGGAUCUGGUACGCCGGACUAUUGAUGGACUCUGAUACAUGCAGAAUGUGUGCAACUUAACCAUUUACUCUUUUUGUUUGAACACUAUAUGUUUUAGUUUGGAAUCAGGGAUGUCUUGUCUGUCAGAGCAACAUUUAUUCAGAUGAAACUUUUUGUUUCUGCCAGUUGAGCAGCUGUUGAUGGACACUAUGGUGGACACUUGUGCCUUGUCUUCUCACUGUUGCACCUCAAUCAUAGCAGAAACACCAAAAAGUGUAUUUUUGUAAAUAUUGCUUCUUAUUUUACACAGAAAUCAAAUGUUUUAUAUAUUGCAUUUACGUGCUUUUGGACGGAGAAAUAUGUGUUUAUAAAUGAGUCAAAAUUAUAACAUAGUUAUAAUUGAAUGUAAAGCACAGGAUAUAUAUAUAAAUGUGGAUCUUUGAUUCAGAAAUCUGUUGAUAAUGAUUAUGCCUCUAAAGUCGACUUUUGUACUAGUUAUGUGCUUUUUAAACUUUUUUAAUCUUCUCAUACAAAAUGCUGAUGAAUAACAAUUGUAAUCGCUUUGUCAAACAAAAGUCCUGGAAUACCAUGAGUUCACCAGGGGUGAAAAAGAUCCUAACUUUGAUUUCAUGAUAGAUACAGUAUUUGUUCUGUAACUGAGGUCUUAUUGCUAGAUCUAUCGCUUCACAUUUAGACCCCAUUGAAAGAUUUUUAGAUUUUCAUUCUAUUUUAUGAAACUUGUAAGAAUUCAUACGAAUCUCUUAAUCUAUGAUUCAUAAUUAUUCCUGUCCUGAGGAAUAAAUGAUGACCUUGUGUUUCUGUGUGGCUUCUCACUGUUGUAUAUUUGCAGAUGCAUCAUCUGGAUAUUUUUCAGCUAAUAAAAGUUACAAAUUUGGAA